AUGUCCAGGGAGCAAAUUAGAGAGUUGGGUGAUGGCUUGGUGAGGAGCGGUUGCAGGUUUCUGUGGGCGGUGAAGGAUAAGAAAGUUGACAUCGAAGAUGAUGAGAAACUGACUGAGGUGCUUGGAGAGGAAUUAUUGGAGAGGGUGAAGAAAAAUGGAUUGGCAGUGAAGAACUGGCUGAACCAGGAGGAGAUAUUGAGCCAUCCGGCCAUCGGUGGGUUUUUAAGUCACUGUGGCUGGAACUCUUUGUCUGAGGCUCUCUGGAACGGUGUGCGCAUAUUAGCAUGGCCGCAACAUGGGGAUCAGAAAGUCAAUGCGGAUUUGGUGGAGAGAAUUGGACUCGGAACGUGGGAUAAGAGUUGGGGUUGGGGUGAUAGGGAGACGGUGGUGAAAGCAGAGGACAUUGCACAGACGGUUAGUGAGGUAAUGGGAAACGAUUUGUUGAAGUUGCAAGCAUUGCACAUUAGAGACGAGGCUAGAAGGGCGGUUGGAGAUGACGGUAGUUCUACAAAGAGUCUCGCUGCUCUCAUCGACACAUGGAAGAAGUUUCAGGAACUCGGAAAUGCUCAAGGAAAGUCAUUGUGCAAAUCUGGAAAUUUCCAGGCCGUGGCCGUUUGGCUAUCUUUCAAGCCAUUUUCCGGCCAACUUUGGCCACUACUCGGUCCCUACUUGUAUGAAUCUCUUUUCCACAUUACUAACUACGUUUUGGCUUUUGAAUCACUCAAUUUGGUUAAGAACGAAGAAGUUACGAGUCUUUGA
Molecule: messenger RNA, 759 nt
Organism: Malus domestica (apple)
Lineage: Eukaryota; Viridiplantae; Streptophyta; Magnoliopsida; Rosales; Rosaceae
Product: UDP-glycosyltransferase 708G1-like
Molecular function (GO): UDP-glycosyltransferase activity
Source: RefSeq, a predicted model, not a curated record